GGUAUGUUCUGUGGCAAAUAGCUGGCAACACUGGUUGCAACCAGAAUACGCGCGCAGGGGGGAUAUUUAGUGGAUCCGCGUGCCCCAGAAAGUGAGGUUAGUUGUGAGGAAGCCACUUUGCCGAGCCGCCGGCACGAUUUUGGGGCCAGCAUGGACAACAAGGACGACGUGUUUUUCCAUAUUUCCAUCCACUAUCCCCCCGCCCUGCGGUGGGCUACGCUGCUUCUGUUCGCGGGUGGACUUGCAUGGCGAUACGUUUUCACGCAAGCGAACUGCUGGUAUUGCAACAAAAACACGCGCGUGCUUUGCAGCUGGCACAAGCGGUUUGUUUGCCCCAACUGCGAGCAGUACAACGGCUUCGACAAGGACGGCGGCUACGACCGGGUGAUCGAGGAGCAGCAUCGCGAGGCCCCCGGGGCCGGCAAUGGGGGCCCGCCCCCCCAAAACGGGCUUUGUGAGCCGUGCAACCGCAACCAGGAGAUGAGGGUGCGCCACUUGGCCGACUUCGUGCCCCUCAGGGAGUGGGACUACGACCGCGAAGUCGAGCACUUUGAGAAGCAGCUCGAGAAGAGUUUCGGCCUGUGCGGGGCCUGCGAAGCCCUGGUUAAGGCCACCAUUCGGCAGCAGAACGCCUGGAUCUUCGGCAACAUGUUGCGCAGCUCCGGCAGGGUACAUCGGCGCAUCCGCCGCACCGUCAGCCCCCUGGCCGCCCUUCUGCUGCUGCUGUCGCUGGGGAGCUGGGGCUGCUUCUGGGGGCUCCUGCCCCAUGCCGUGCCGUUGCCCCCCGAUCUGCAGCAGGCCAUCGGCGCCGUUCCCCCCCUGCUCCUGCUCACGGCGCUGGGGUUUACGGUGGAGGCGCUGUUGGGGCGCAGCCCCAACCUGCUCAAACUCAACAACUUGCUGGCGUGGGGCGUGCUGGGCCUCACGGGGGCUGCGCCCUUCACACCGUCGGCCGCCCUGUAUCGGGACACGCUCCAGGUGUUCUGCUCCCUCUAUCUCAGCUACGCCUACGGCUCCGCCUGCCUGACUACGCCCCGCCAGAAAAAGAAGAGGAGGCGAGUCGUGGGGGACCCCACUGCUGCCACCGCCUGCCAUCCCCAGCUGCCACCGCAGCCCCAAAAGCUGCCGCCCGAGCUGAACGAACACUUCAACGAGCUGAACAUCGGCCCGCCCACGGCGCCUAAGGCUCGCCCAGCCUCCCCCAACCCCUUUGGCUGGGACUGUGGGGCGGGGGGCGACGCCCACGUGGUGGAGCGGCCGCCCAGGACGCUGCUGUCCCCCUCCCGCCUAGGCCACGUCACCGCCUACCCGGACGCCCCCUUUGUGAUUGGCCAGAUGCGGACGCGCUACGUUUCGGGCUUCUACGGCGAGGGCCCCUAUUGGACGCCGGUCUACACUGCCAAGGCCCACUACUUCUAAGUCUAAAUCAAUUACACUGUUAAACGAUUGCAUUCAUAUAUUUCUGAACAAAAAACUUAA
Molecule: messenger RNA, 1479 nt
Organism: Dendroctonus ponderosae (mountain pine beetle)
Lineage: Eukaryota; Metazoa; Arthropoda; Insecta; Coleoptera; Curculionidae
Product: transmembrane protein 201
Exons: 4
Coding region: 151-1419 (422 amino acids)
Biological process (GO): nuclear migration along microtubule
Cellular component (GO): nuclear membrane
Molecular function (GO): actin filament binding; lamin binding
Source: RefSeq, a predicted model, not a curated record